GCCAGUACAGUAGAGAUCGUAACCUGUGAUGGCAAAGCAAGAGUUGGAUCCGUGAUUUUCUUUAAUUACCAGAAAAUGGAUAUGCACUGCGACUGUUUGAUAAAACCUCUCUUUUCGGGAACAUUACAAUUUGCAUCCGAUGCUAUUAAAUUCAAAUGUCAUAUGGAGAUCAACAUUUACGAUAAUAAAAGACCCGAUGAAUUAGUUAAUCUCCCAUGUGGAAAUGGUAGGACAUCUGUUUAUUACAAUGUUACCAAUGACGAUGUCUUUCAUAUAAUAUCCAAACCUGUCAACUUCACAACUGGGACGUUUCAUCAACCCAUCUACGUGUUUGAAGAAGCCACAUUCAACGGCACUAUUUCUGUGUCUUGUGGAGUUCAAAGAUCAUCUACAAGCAUAACUGUAUUGGAUGAAGAACUUAUCAAUAGUUCAACUGCUAUCCAAUCAACAAAUAAAAUAUGUAUUUCUUCAUGUACGUAUAAGUGUCAGGAACAAUACUUACCGUAA
Saccostrea echinata is the source of this 507-nucleotide messenger RNA. RefSeq lists its product as uncharacterized. The record is from RefSeq and is a predicted model, not a curated record. The coding region runs from base 76 to 507 and encodes 143 amino acids. The transcript has 2 exons. Lineage: Eukaryota; Metazoa; Mollusca; Bivalvia; Ostreida; Ostreidae.